Molecule: messenger RNA, 9216 nt
Organism: Dendroctonus ponderosae (mountain pine beetle)
Lineage: Eukaryota; Metazoa; Arthropoda; Insecta; Coleoptera; Curculionidae
Product: putative sodium-coupled neutral amino acid transporter 11
Exons: 9
Coding region: 657-1964 (435 amino acids)
Biological process (GO): amino acid transmembrane transport
Molecular function (GO): amino acid transmembrane transporter activity
Source: RefSeq, a predicted model, not a curated record
GUGAGCCUCUAUCACCGCUUAAAAGGAAUGACGCCAAUUUUGAAUCACUCUGUAUGGAAAACGAACCAACAAACUGUGCAACACAACAUAUAAUUAAAUCACACAUGAACAGGACAGCUGAUGUACACCAAGGGGCUACCACUAGUUUUGAGGUUUGUGACAAUAUAGACUUGGAUGAUUUGAGCAGAAGUGUUCAACUGCUGUUUCUAUUUGUUUAAAAGGUUGCAAAACCUGAUUAGGAUAAAACAAAUCACAAUCAGAUGUAGACACGUCAAGUGAGUUAUGUGACGGUCCUAUACGCGUUCCGCUGAAUCAGCCAAAUGCUGACGACAAUGCGUUUACUUCAAACCAAAGCACAUUUGAGCUGAUUACCAGUGACUUCAUUUUUAUCUUUUAACAAAUACACAUGUAGAGUUUUUUUCAUCAAAAAUAAACGUGUUAGUAGAAUUUUAUUGUUUUUUUAAAAACGGCUUUGCCAUAUUGAAAUAGUUAACUAGUGUCAAAAUACUAGUGUACUUGUGACUCAAAUUAGCAGGGGUGGAACUUUUGAAUUCGCGAAUGUUGUUUACCCAAAGGUGCACCGAAGUUAGAUUAACACAACUAUUUGAUCGUCGAAUGGUAGCAGUAUCGAUUCGCGUGAGAAUGCAUUUGACGAUAUGAGCGAGCUGAUUGUGAAUGAAGAAGAUGAUAAGAAGUCAUCAAUGCACUAUGCCAGCUUCAAUUUUAUUAACUCGAUAAUUGGCAGCGGAGUAAUAGGUAUUCCAUAUGCUCUUCAUCAAGCCGGAUUUGGCUUCGGGGUACUCCUUUUGGUGCUAGUCGCCUACAUUACAGACUACUCACUAAUUCUAAUGAUUAAAGCGGGGCAUAUUAGUGGAAGAUUUUCUUACCAAGGUAUAAUGGAAGCUGCGUUUGGCAGAGCUGGAUAUAUUUUGCUCGGAAUUCUACAAUUUGUUUAUCCAUUUAUAGCCAUGGUUUCAUACAACGUAGUUGUCGGAGACACUGUAACGAAAGUGAUAAUAAGACUGACUGACAUAGAACCAGAUAACAUUUUUGCGAAAAGGGAAAUUAUAGUUUUGAUAGCCACCAUCUUUAUUACCGUACCCCUCAGCCUCUAUAGAGACAUUGCCAAAUUGGCAAAAAUAUCUUUCUUCAGUUUAGUAUGCAUUGGAUUUAUUUUGUUAUCUAUUCUACUGAGGAUACGAACAAUAAGCAAAAUUGUACCUGAUCAUCCAGAUUCAUGGAGAUUUUUUAAUAGUGAUAUAAUACCAGCUGUAGGAAUCAUGGCAUUUGCUUUCAUGUGCCAUCAUAAUACAUUCUUAAUAUACAGUUCUAUAGCAGAUACUUCACAGAAGAAAUGGGAAACUGUCACUCAUGCCUCAAUAUUAACCAGUCUGAUUGUAUCUUGUAUCUUCGGCAUUGCCGGAUAUGCAACCUUUAAGGCAUAUUGUCAAGGAGAUUUACUGGAGAAUUACUGCUGGGACGACGAUUUAAUGAACGCAAGCAGAAUAUUAUUCAGCAUUCAAAUUCUGUUAACUUAUCCUAUAGAAUGUUUCGUCACAAGAGGAGUUAUUGAAAAUUCGAUUAUUAGCAAGGAUCCUAACGUACCGAUGUCAGAAAGAACUCAUUACGCCAUCACUUUGUCCAUAGUUUUUACGACCUAUUUCAUUUCAAUGGCGACGGAUUGCCUGGGAGUUGUUCUCGAACUGAAUGGAGUACUUGCAGCGGUUCCUCUGGCUUUUGUCCUUCCAGCUUUCUGCUAUCUGCGCCUUGAGGAAGGAAGGAUUUUCGACCGUAACAAGCUUCCAGCAUUAGGAGUGGCAUUCUUUGGUCUAUCAGUUACUACCUUGGGAGUUAUUUUUCUCUUCAUGGAUAUAGACCAAAUCAAUCAGUGCAGCCAUGGUGUGGUUAUGGACUAUUGUUCACUACGCUAUUUAAAUGUGACUCAAAAUUCCACUGAAAUUUAAAGCUUUCGAUGCAAAUAUUAUAUAUUCUGAGAUUUGAAAUCAAAUUGACGUUGGUGGGUAAGCCCAGUCAGCUUUAUAACGUUGCAACGUGUUUUCCCUUUUAUUUUAAGAAAAGCUUUUCACUGAUCAUGUAACAAAAGUGACUUAACAUAGUUAACGUUAAUAUUUUUGGAGUUUAUACUACAUAACUACAGCAUACCUUUGUAUGAAGAAAAUUAUGCGUAUUUGCAUUUUACUAACAGUUAUGAACAUACAAAAACUUUCUGCAAUAUGAUAAGCUAUAUAGGGUGAUUUACUUAGACCGUGCAAUAGAAGUUUUCCAACUUGCAGCUGUUGUCAGAAACUUCAAAUUUUGUCUCCGGUCGUAGAUAAUCGUGCCGAAACCAUGUGGGUGUAUAUGGCAUACAAAUAUUGGUAUAAAAAGUGUCGAAAAUCAGGUUUUUAAAUGGCACUACAAACUUAUUUGGUCCUGUUGGAAAAUUUGCUAUGAUUAAACAAGAAGAAUCUAAACUAAAUAGUGGUUAUUAGGUGUCAUUUAAAAAAAAACCCAAAACAUGUUUUUUCCUUUUUCAUGUCAAUGUUUAUAGAUUGCGUGACCCAUAGGCUGCAAAACGGUACCCUAAUGUCAUCUCGAGAGUUAGCUUGGGAUUUUAGCUAACUAUCUACAAAAUUUGGGUUUUCAAUUUAGAAGCGUUCCUUAGAUAGAUGUAGCUUGUUCCGUAAACAUCUGUAAUGGCAUUUUUUUCUUUAACAAACAACAUAUAUCAAAAACUAUAAGAGAUAAAUUAACAAAUCCAGGGUUACCCAAUGCAGCAAUUGGAGGACCAAUCUAACCAUGCUAAACAAAUUAGGAGUUUGCAUUCAAAAUAAAAAAGUUAGGUUAUAGUUUUUAUACAGUUGGAGGGCUAAAUGUAUUUUACGUGGUUUUGACACGACUCGUAAUGACCGGGGUCAAAAUUUCAAGGUUCCAAAGCAACUGCAAUUUGAAAAAGUUCUUAUGCACGGUCAACGUAAAUCACCCUCUUCUUCUUCAGUCUGUUCCCAUCCACUCCUGGACAUUGGUAUUGAUGCCUUUCUUCUCCCAUGUCAGGUUUUUCAAUACGUCCUGUAGCGCCAGGGUGAACAGUUUUGGCAAGAGAGUAUCGCCUUAUCUAACUCCUCUGUUAGUAGGGACCCUUCCGGUGACCAAAUCUUACCCGGCUUUAACGUCAAAAGAGACAUUUUCAUGAUGAUUCAUUUUCCGCUGAGAUUCGAGUAUCUUGCUUGAGUCAAUCCUCGCAGCGUGCAUCGUAUGUAGAACUGCCCAGAUCUCCACAUAAUUAACAGCUUUCUGGUAAUCGACGAACGCUAGGUGUAGUGGGACGUUGUAUUCAGUGCAUUUCUCGAUGAACGUGCGACUGGAUGUGGUCUAUCGUGCUGUACUUCUUCCUGAAUCCAGAGUGCUCUACAGGUUAGUAAAAGACAAGCUUGUCGGUUGAGAUGAUCAGACGGUUGGUGAUUAUUUUGGUAAGGAGCUUAUAUAACACGGUGAGGAGGGUAAUCGGGCGGCAGUUCUCGAUGUUUGAAGAGUUGCUCUUCUUGAAAAGGGUGGUGACUUCAGAAUGUCUCUAUGUCUCUGGAAUCCAUUCCUCCUCAGGGUACUUGUUAAAGAGAGUGAGAAGUGUCUUAUCCACAGUUUCUUCUCCAGUUUUCAGCAUCUCACGCGUCACUUGGUCUUCUCCGGGAGCUAGUCAGGUUCUGGUACUGACCGGCUUUCUGUCUGAGAUAGUCUCCGAUAGAAAUUUUCGAUGAUCGCAGCGAUUUUGCCUCUCCCUGACACAGCUACACCCCGUUUGUUCCUCAUCUUAUAGAUGACUGGUUUUCCACUAUCCGUUCUGGAACGGAGGACCCUCAUGUUAAUAUUGUCCUCGAUGGCUUCUCGAAUCAUCCGUGAGUUGUGCGCUCUUAAGUCUCUACGACUCAUUAAUAGUUUGUCCAGCGGGCGGCGAAUCGCAAUCCAUGACUUCGUUCUUCCAUAAAUCUGGUCGUGUCGGAAGUGAGCUUCGAGUUUUACUGCCUUCCACAUAUGCAGACUUCCUUUGUUACUUGACAACACGGAUACUUUCGACGAUUUUCCCUGUCAGCUCAUUUAACUCCAGAUCUUUCAGCGUGUCCUUCGGCUCUAAUGUUUAUGCAAUCUGUCUGCUGACUCCUCCUGCUUCGACCGCAACCCAGUCCUCUCUGGUCUCAGCUUCUUCACAACCUCUUCUUUCAACUUCUUUCUUUCCGAUCUAGAAUCCGCACGUAUUUUAGCUCUCAGUAGUCUGUCGUCGCUUCCCGUGUUGAAGCGAUUUAGGACUAUCACGUCGGUGCACAUGAGCUUAACCGUGACUAGAACAUAAUCGAACUCGCUUUGACAUAAAUCACCCUGUAUAGAAUUAUUUAUAAAAAGUCUAAUUCUAUAAGCAAGAUGGAGUGAUUCUUUUCGCCAACAAAUGCGUUUUGUUUCGAAUGUUCAAAGAGGUCAAGUAAAAGUAACAGUAGACCUACUUACUAAGUAGUAUAUAAAAUUCACAAUAAUAUUCCAAUAGUACUUAUUAGUACGUACUAAUAGUAAUAUUUUGUUCAAAAUUUAUUAGAGUUCUACUGAGACUGCUACGUAAUGUCGGGGAGUUAAUCAUAUGUUUAAAGUACAUGUUUUGGAUUAUCUUUUAAUAUACUUAUUCGAAUAAAAGGCCCAAUACCCAAGGUCCACAUAGAGUGGAUCGAUUGAAAUAAAAUAUUUUAAUUAAGGGCCCUUAAAGUUAAAAAAUUGUUAGAAUUCGUCAAUUUAUUUGUUCAACUAGAAACUAUUUAGACCUAUUAACAGGAAUCUAUCCGUAAUUUUCUAAUCGAUUUCCAUUAUUUAUACAUAGGCUCAAAUCAUUGAAAUUUAAAGUUAACUCAAAGAUCUGAUACUUGUUAGUUUUCAUGUAUCGUAAUAUGCCAAAAAAAUACAUUUUAUUCCCAUUUCAACUCAUAGCAUAACUUCUUACUGAUAACAAAAUUAGCAAUAGUGCCGACUUAAUAUGGAACCGCCUGUAUAACAUAUAAUAAGCUUAUUUUUUAAAGCAAUAUUUUUUAAGGCAUCUCUUUGCAGUGGAAGUUUGUAUGUCCAGUUCCAAACUUGGAACCGAGUGCGGAGCCGUGACAACUCAACUUAGCCCUUGUUUUAAUAGCUCUUCACAUCUUCUAAGCCGCUAUUACUGCUGAAACUCCAUGCUUAAAUUCCAUAAGAUGGAUUCAAAUUGGCUGACGAAUUUUGUUGAAACAGAUUCGUUUCUUAGUGAAUUCUCCUACACAUAAAAAUACCGAAAUGUUUGACGUUAUCUGAUUUAUUAAACCAUUCUUCUCUUCUUUGAGUGCCGUCUCCUAUCUGGGGUUGGAUAUAAUCACUGCUAUUCUAACUUUAUUUGCCGCUUUUCUGAAAAGUUCUAAUGAGCUACAAAUGAAAUUAAAAUUUUUCGGCCAUGAAAUUCUCCUUCCCUUUAUCUUUCUGCUGCACUCUCAUUAUGUGCCCCAGGUAUCGUAACUUUCUUGCCUUUAUCGGGUUAAUUACUUCACAUUUUUUACCCAUUUCUCGCAGUACAACUUUGUUUGUUCUUCUUUCUGUUCAUAAUGUCCUGAGCAUUUCUCUGUAACUCCACAUUUCAAACGACUGCAGCUUGUUUAAGUGUUCCUGUUUAAGCGUUCAGUCUUCCAAUCCCUGAGAUAGUACUGCAAACACAUAGCACCUUAAUGUUGCCACCCUCAGUUCUAUUGGAAGCUCUCUGGAACAGAGGAUUGUUUUCAAUCUCACACAUUGUAUUUCUUGCUGUUUCUAUUCUAGUUCUUAUUUCUAUUGUUUGGUCGUGAUUUUCUGUAAUCCGGGUGUCCAGCUAUUUGUAUUUUUGAACUCUUUCCAUUUUUUGGCCCCAUAAAUUAAUGUUUGAUUCUUCUUCUUCUAAAAUAUAAAACCCGAUGCAAAACACACUGCAAAUACAUACCACAUAGCAGAUCUCCCUGCAGACGAACCAUCCAUAAAAGAAUUCUCCAUUCUAAGAAAACUCAUCCAAAUGACGAUAGCAUGUAUGGAAGACGGAAAACCCACAGUGCGAAUAAAUGAUAGGCUCUCUGAUGGAUUUAAGAUACGUAGCGGAUUAAAACAGGGAGAUGUUUUGUCGCCUGUACUCUUUAAUAUCGCCCUAGAGACAGCAACGAGGUCAGCAGAAAUUCAAACAGAACUCUUGACUUUACGGGUCCCGAAAUUAUUGUUAGCACAUGAAAAUGAAAUUGACAUCAUUGGAGAUUCCACACUAAUAGUAAAAGGUAUCUUUCAUCGCAUAGAAGAGGCUACAAGAUAAGUAGGACUUAGUAUUAACGAGGAAAAGACAAAAUAUAUGUGCAUAAACAGGUAGCAUCUAGGAGCUACAAUUACAGCCGAUAACUAUGUCACAGAGGAAAUAUAACCUAUAACCCCAGAAAAGAGUAUAGAGGUAAAGAAUCUAUAAAAGCAUGGAUGUUAUGGAUGGAAUGUUGAAGGCUAAUGAAGAAAAACUUAGGUGUUUUGAAAGAAAAAUUCUACCACAAAUUUUUGAUCCCCGUCAUGACCCUAAUAGCAACCAGUAUCGCAUCAGGACAAACGCUGAGAUUAGUCAGCUUUAUGGCGUGGGGGAUAUUGUCCCCGAAUAUUGAGAUAUUGUUAAGUCUCAGCGCCUAAGACGGUACGGUUAUGUCCAUAGACUACCAGAUGACAGACUGACGAGACUGGCAUGGGAGCAGAGACCGUAAGGAAAAAAGCCACUUGGGAGACCACAACAGAGAUGGAAAAACAACAUCAAAGCAGAUCUCACAAAAAUGAAUACCCCUCUGGACACGAAUCUUUUGGAGAACCGGGAGGCAUGGAGGAGCGUAGUGCAUUCAGCCAAGACUUCCUAUAGGUCGUUUCUAUUCUUUUGUUUUCCAUGCUGGAGAUCGUAUUCUAUUUAUCUAGGCCAAUAUUCAUUCAAUUCUGAUUGUCGUUGUUUCCACAUCUUUUCUUGCGAGAUUCUUAAUAUUUUUUAAUUUCUUUUAACUGAUUUUAUUUGACUCACACUUAAUUAUAUAAUUAAUAAUUGAUUUAUAGCUGCAUAAUUGUUGCAUUUGCUAUAUUUAAGACAUUCAUUCAGAAUUCACUAUGUCCCCUUUUAGAGGACAGCUGAAAUAUAUCCAAACCGGAGGCCCAAGAAAGAAAGUUUUUUUCUGUCGCUUUUCGUUCCUCAACCGGCAUCUUCUGCCAAUUUAUUAUUUAGGUUUGCGCAUUGCAAACCUGAUAAUUCGACAUUUCGUUAAUUCGGGUAGCGCGGCGUCCAUACACUAACGCCCACAUGCAUAGUCAAUCGCAGCGAUUCGCCGAUAUCAUAUGCCAGCAUAGCGAAGAGCCAGUCGGCAGCGAACCAAUUGCGUUAUAUCCAAUUCUGCAUUCAAAAUAGCUAUUUCGAUGUACAGUAUCCAAUAUGUCGAGAUCUCGAUGUAUAUUUAAUAGCUUAAAAUGUUCUUAAUACUUAUAAUAAUUAACUCAUACUAAAACACUUCCCAUGUAACCCAACUUUACCAACCCUAAAAGUAUUUACUUGACCUUUAUUAUUAUUUACUUUCGUUCAGCACCAAAUUGAGCAUACGUAAGAUCGGCGAAUGCACGAUUAUGAUGACAUUUUCGUCUCGGCCAACGUAUAUUUUUCUGCCAGUGCUACUAAGUUUAGCGACAAAUCGCAAAUUAGGCAAUCAAAUUUGAUAAAAUGGGUCUCAAAUGUAGAAUUUGCCAUAUGCGCCAAAAUGGGUGAUGAAAGCUCGCACCGCCAAGUCCUCGUCAACGUUGGGCGAUCUGAGCGACUUUUUGUUUAUGGCUAUGCGACUUUAUUUGCCUAAAUAUUGGCAACAAUGCUUCUGUGUUCACCUAUGCCGGCGACAUCACGGCGAAUAAUAGAAAGAUAGGCAGCUUUGAAAUCGAAAAUUAAAUCUACUGUACCGUUGCCAAAGAAUCAAACACAAAAGCAAUAUUUUUGUUUGUAAAAACGAGCACUCAAAAAUACGUACCUCAUACUACAUAAUUUAAGAGAAAGGUGCGAGGCACUUAACACUACUUUACUUUUAGCUACUAUACUUUUAACGCGCAAGAUUGAAUGGCAGUACGCAUGGGUAACACUGUGUUGAGUUGUCUUUUGAAUUUUUGCCGCUCUGUGCGCCAAUGAGUCAUAACUCAUCGUGCCUCACUGCGCCGCACUUUCAAUAACGCUAAGCAUAUAACAUUGGGGCGAUUAGAGCUUUACGAGGACCGCGACUGGAGUCAACAAAAAAACACCAAAAAACAAAAUUUACCACAUUUUUUAUUAGUAACGUUUUACCAAAUAAGUGACUGGCCCAGUGAUUAACUGCGCCGGUGCCUUGGGUUGGCGCACCAAAGCGUUUCGGCAUCACUGCGCCAACUCCUGAAAACUCACUGAGUUACCCAUGCUGAUAUGACAACGUAUUGGCAACUAGUGGUUCCUGUGUACACAACGGCAAAACUUGAUAUGUAACAUAAAAGUCUUGUUGCAUUAAUACAAAUAGUUUUGUAAUCUAACAUCUAAUCGACACAAGUUUUUAUUUUUUGCCCUAUAUGUUUCGUACAAAACAAAACCCGUUAGUUUCGUAGCGAGUUUUGCAUAGAAACAGCUGUACAUUUUCGAUACGAAGAAGUGAUCAAGGAAUGAAACUGUCAUUAACAUCCGAAUAUAAAACUAGACUAAAAUUAUAGAAGGUAACAAAAUAGACAUGAAAAAGAAGAACACCAAGUCGUACCUGGAGUAAUCGCUUUCUUCAUUCGUGUAUUGUGUUUUUCAAUCUUAGCAAUAUUUUACUUCUUAAGGAGCCUUAUUCAUGUUUAUGAAUGUUGGCAGCAAUUACACCAAAUCUUCGACAAUCUUUUUCUAGACUCGUACCUUCCAUACAUAUUUUGACGUUAUUUUGUCCUUUUUAAAUAUAUUAUGUACAUUACUAUUAUUUCACGCAGUCUCAGUCAAGUAAAUGUGCUUUCCUAUAAUGAUUUGCAUAUUCAGCAUGUUGUUAUAAUUGUAUAGAAAUUAUAUUUAUAGUGGUAGUUAGUCUAAUUCCAUCUAACCUCAAUCUGUCUACUCUAUGUAAAGGUAUAUUUAAUAUAUUUCCUUGCCAAUGUUGAAAUCUAUGAAAAUUUGCCUAAUUAUUGUGAUUGCUUCUUAAAUAAACGAUAUAUAGUGUU